Struthio camelus australis is the source of this 4757-nucleotide messenger RNA. RefSeq names its product serpin family A member 10 (gene SERPINA10). Gene Ontology annotation, molecular function: serine-type endopeptidase inhibitor activity. Gene Ontology annotation, biological process: blood coagulation. The record is from RefSeq and is a predicted model, not a curated record. Lineage: Eukaryota; Metazoa; Chordata; Aves; Struthioniformes; Struthionidae.
CCUAUAUGGGGCAGUCAUCUUCAUCUGUUUUUUAGAAGUAGUUGAGUGAGAAAUUUAACAGAGACACUACCUAAUUGGAAAAAAGCUCAUUACUGGAUACCAACAUGAAAACAGGAAUUUAUCUACUUUUUUUAUGUGAAGUAUGUGUUGAAAUCAGCAAGGCCGACACCAAACCUAAAAUUCCAAAGGAGGAGGAGAAUUUCUUACCAAGAAAUAAAAAUGUCAAUAUUUCUGAGGAGUGGGAUCCGCAUGAAAACGUCCCUAAACCUUUUGAAAAGCAAUUCCCUGAAGAGUUCACUCUUUAUAACUUCACUGAAAAAACUGCAAAUUUUGGAUUUAAUCUCUAUCGAAAAAUUGCAAUGACACAUGACAAAAAUGUAGUCUUCUCUCCCCUCUCUGUAUCAGCUCUUAUGGCUACAUAUAUGUUUGCAGCCAAAGGGGAAACACACAGCCAAAUUGUAAAAGGCCUAAACCUCCACACUUUGAAGGACAGAGAGAAUCGACAUUAUUUACCAGCCUUGUUUAAACAACUGAAAGAUAAUAUCACAAUGAAUGAAGAACUACUACUUGUGCAAGGUACACUUUCUUUUAUCCAAAAGGGCUUCAGACUCAGGCAGUCUUUCCUCAAUUUAUCUAAGCAUUACUUUGAUAUGGAAUUUCUGAGUGUGGACUUUCAAAACAUUACACAGGCAAAAUUUGUUAUAAAUCAAAAUAUUAACAAAAGGACCAAAGGAAAAAUCCCAGAGCUUUUUGAAAAUCUUGACCGCCAUAAUAAACUACUACUUGUGGACUACAUUUUCUUUAAAGGCAAAUGGCUCUAUCCAUUUAAUGCUAAAUUCACAGAAAUUGAGACUUUCCAUAUAAACAAAUACAGAAGUGUACAGGUACCCAUGAUGUUCAAGUCAGAUAAAGUUACCUCAACUUUUGAUGAGAAUUUAAGAUGCAAUGUGAUCAAGCUUCCCUACCAAGGGAAAGCCCACAUGCUGGUUGCCAUUCCAGAAAAGGAGGCAGAUUACAUUUCACUUGAAGACCACUUGACAACAGAGCUUGUUGAAGCAUGGCUUAGAAGUAUGAAGACCAGAAAAGUGGAUAUUUCAUUUCCAAAGUUCAAACUGGAACAAAAAUACGAAAUGAAGAAAUUGCUCCAUGCUCUAGGAAUUAAAAAUCUCUUUGCACGUACCGCAGAUCUUAGUCAUCUCACAGAUCAAGGAUACAUAAAAGUCUCACAGGUUGUCCAAAAGGCAGCAAUUGAAGUGGAUGAAAAAGGAACUGAGGCAACAGCAGCAUCUGGGUCAGAAGUAACUGCAUUCUCAGUACCUCCUGUCAUUAAAGUGGAUCGACCAUUCCUUUUUAUGAUUUUUGAAGAAACUUAUAAAACGUUACUGUUCAUGGGUAGGGUAGUUGAUCCAACAGAAUUAUGAACAAAGAAUCCAAACAACGCCUGUGAACAGAAACUACACCGAAAUCCAACCACAGUGUAAGAAGAUAAACAAUUCAGAGAGUAAAACAAUGCUAGACCCAAAGACACAUUUUGUACUUCAUACAAGACAGCAUAAAUCUAGCAUUAUUUAAAAGAAAUAUCUUUUGUAAGUAAAUGUCUUUAUUUUUCUUUAUAAAAUAUGACCGAGAAAAAUAUUUUCAAGAACAUGCAUGUACAGCAUUGUCCUAGGUUUUAUUCUGAGUAAAUUAAUCAUUCUUUUUUUACAUUGUAAAAAGUAACCACACACGCAUAUGCAUUCACAAACCAGAUCACCUUUAUCAUACACCAAAUAGAUUUAAAAAACAGAUAUUUCUGAUAUCAAUAUAGUUAUGCUGCUUUCAUUCUGAAAUAGAGAAGCUAACAAGAGCUUCAUAGGCUCUUUCUCAAGUAUUGGCAUAAAUAGAACUUCUUAAAAUAGAAUGCAUGUUUUUCCACAAACAAAUUUUGCUAGAAACAUUAGCCUUAAUACAAACAAAUGCAAAUGACAUCGCUGAAGCAUGAUAGCUUGCCAUAACAGCUAAUUAAAAACUAGAGUCAUCAUUAUAAAUUAUUAAAGUGAAAAUGCAAUCUGAAAUGCCAAAAAUUAAAACGAGUAUUUAUACAACAAAACUCAUGAAAUAAAACUUUUUAAAUAUCAUCUGGAGAUAUCUGCUUUCAGAUUAUGUUGAAAUUUAUAUGGGAUUUUUUAUGAACUUCGCUUAGUACUUGUAAAAACAUUACCUUCAAAUGCACAGCAGAAUGCUAACAAAGUUUGUUUUCUUAGCCUGAUCAGUUGUUCUGAAUUUUGGUCUUAAAUUAGAUUUGAUGCUUCUUUAAAAUGUGGGAUUACUUUUUCAUAUUUGUAACCAUUUUAUUUCUUGCACUAAACAUGGAUGCUAAGAACUGCUAAAAUUGUAAAUAAGUCCAGUUAAGUAAUGGAUACAUGUAUUCUAAAUCCAGGAAUUUGAACUACAAAGGCAUAAUUGAAGAAAAAAAAAGUCUCCAUAGCUGCAUUAGUUAAGAGCACAUUGCUAAAGUUGUAUUUCAUAACACUUCACUACAACAUUGGAAUUCUACAAUCAUUACAUUAUUUAUAUGAACAUAUUUUACAACUUAGGAUUUUAUUUAAAAGGUAAAGGUUUUAACAUUGCAAGAUGCAUUUAGUCACUCCGGGCAUUAUAGAGUCCCCAUCUGCUGCUCCUGACUUAUCGCACAAGAACAUUGCUUCCAACAGUCUUUGGUUUCCUCCUUUUUCUCUCAGAAGAUCUAAGGGUUUGAUUUUCUGUUUUUUCUUCAUACAAAAGAAGAAACACAUACAAUAUGUUGUUGCUACAUUAUUAAGUAAAAAAUCAUAAUAAAGUGCUAUUGUGUGCAACAUUUUAAUGUAAAAGUUAGCUGCUCUACUUCAAAAAUUGCUUGCUGCUCUACUGCACCCACUGAAAAAGCCAAUGGACACAUCUUGAGGGCAUCCUUUAUAGAAAGGUGCAUUUCUCCAGCAAGUUUGCUGCAGAAGGUGGACUUCAAAGUAAUGCAGAGAUCCCCCUAAGUGGGAUAGCUAAGGUACUAGAAGCAGUCUAGUCAUAGCUACAAAUAAUUCCACAAGUAUCCAGCCUGACUCAUGGUGAAAAAUGACAAAAUCCUGGGAAAGCGGAGAAGGGGAAGAGAGAGAAAAGUUUACAGGUCCUUACAGUGUUAUUUCUAGGUCUUCUACAGACUAUAAUGUGAUCUGGGCAAUUUCUGCACUUAUCAUAGCCUUAAUCUUUUAAUCUUUAGAAAUGCUGUUCUUAGCUUUGCAGACUUGUGGCCAUCAGCUAACCAAUGUUUGUAAUGGUCAGACAUCUUUAGAAGAACAACACUUACUUUCAGAACUCCGUGGAAAUACUGGUUUUCAUAAAUAUUUUAGAACAUGAUUUACAAAGGAAGAUACUGUUCUGUUUCACCCUUUAAAAACUGCUGAUGGAACCUGCUGUGGUAAUAUAUCAGCAACAAGACAUCUGUUAGCUUCACCUUGGAAAUGGGACCCAAAUCACACUCCAUUCCCACUGAACUUCAGAACUCUUACCAGCUUAAAUGGCAGGAGGAAAACAUGAUUAGGACCUUAAGUAACCAAGUCAAAGUGUAGCAGAUCUGUGGCAGAACUAUCUCAUCUUGUGCUCAACUUCCUAAGCAAUUAUAUGACUGGACGAAAGACACUAUUUAAAGAUACUAACGCAAAUCAUUGUUACAACAUGCUCACACUUCAACAUGGAUGUAUUAAAGCUCACUUGUGACCAUAUUAUAAAAUAUUGGUACUAAUUAUAUCAUUAUGAUUUCAAUGCCACAUUAAAUCUCCUCCCACUUUUUACAGGAUGGAACGCCUCAUUCUUGAAGUUAACUUACAUUGUUUUGAUCAAAAGGGAAAAAAUCAGGCAUUAUCUGUAUGUCUGUAGACAAGAUGCAAAAUUCUUAAAUGCUGUCUGUCUAUAAAGCUGGGCAUUUUUAUUGAUGAACCUACAAAGUAUAGAAAACUGCUGGCUUUUUACCAAUUGCAUACUGGAAUCAGUUAUAUUACAGUAAUGUAAACUCAAGGAAAAUAGUAAUUCUAAUCCCAAACUUAAUCUCUUAAAAAUGAAAACAUAAAAGAACAUAAUAAAGCUAAAUGGCAUAACAAUGCAAGAUUGGACCACUUUAUGAAACUCUUCAUGUUUACGAAUCUUGUCAGUUUCUGCACACAAUGAUCCAUGGUCUAACACCAUCAGCUCUUCAGAAGAGCACGUUUUCUCUGCAAAUUGACUUAAGUAAGGUCUCUUGUGCGCUGAAAUACUUAACCAAUGCUCUUUUUGAUUCUUUCAUAUUCCAUAAUGUGCUUAAAAUCAGACGCUCAUCUCUUCUGUAAUUACAUCACUAAGUUAUAAGGGUGCAACUUCAGCAUAAAUCCUGCAAUGUUUUUUUUUUUUUUCCCCUGAGUAUUACGUAAAGCCUAUUAAACUACACCAAAGCUAAUGGUUUCUCCUGUUAUCUCCUUGUGAGCACUGAAUCAGGCUUUAUUGAGAAUUGUUUUUCUGACAUAUGUAUUAUUUUAAAAAUGAGGGAAUACUCUGAUCUUCACACACAUCUCUCACACAGGACAAACAACAUGUCUGAACUCAUGAAUACAGUAUGUAAAACCUCAGUUCUGCACCAAAUUUACUUAGGUUUUUGGAAAGUUCCUGGGACAGCAUGAAUAUAUGAAAAAUAAAAAAGUUCAUCCCUAUAAGCUGCAUUACACUGUCAAAUGUGAACAAAUGUGCAUAUGCACCAGAGCAGUUUUAUGGGGGGG